UGAAGGCACCUCUCAUAACGAAAAAAUCGGCAGAGAAAUAAAUAUUUGAUAAAUGCAAGCUGGCAACAGAUUUUUCGUUUCUGUUUAAAGCGGUUAUGGUUUUGUCAGAAAAAAAAAGUAACGCAGUGUCUGUUUUUGUUUGUUUCUGAAGGCGCUGUUGAGAAGAGAAUAAUGCGAGUGGUACCUGCUUUGUGUUAUGUUUUGGCAGCUCAUUAAUUUGCCGUAAAAAUGGUGCUAAAUACCCAUGGUACGUUAUGUGGUACACCUCCUGGAAGAACUGGACAUGUUGCUGUUAGUUACGAAAAAUAUAUGCUCGUUUGGGGUGGUUAUAGAGAAAAUCCAGGAGCUUUAGCUAGUACAUAUUUUAGUGGUGAAGAAAUAUGGAUUUUUAGUUGUAUUUCUGAAAAAUGGUAUUUAAAGACAAUUCAUGGAACAGGUCAUCCUCCUGGGAUGUCUGGUUCUACAGCAGUUGUGAUUGAUGAUUCCAUGUAUUUGUUUGGUGGCUAUGGAUAUAAUGGAGAAGGCUGCACAAACCGCCUCUAUAAAUUAGACUUGGACAAAUUCCAGUGGCAAUUACUGGAGCCUUCUGGUACACCACCUAUUCCUGUAGAUAAGAUGGUUGGAUGGACGUAUAAUAAAAAGUUUUAUGUAUUUGGUGGUUUUGGGAAUCCUGAUUCAGGGCCACCUCACGAUUUUCAGUUUGUUUUUUAUCAUUUGUUAUGGCGUGGUUGGACAAAUCAAUUCUUUGAAUAUGAUCCUGCAAAAAAUCAUUGGAGCAGGCCAUUUAGUACAGGUACAUUACCAAGUGCUAGAGCUGCACAUGCUGUAGCAGUUAUGCAUGGAAAAGUAUAUAUAUUUGGAGGACGCCACGACGUGUUUCGUAUGAAUGAUUUACAUUGCUUGGACAUGACAACAAUGAGUUGGAGUGGAGAAAUGGCUGUGAAAGGUCCUGUACCUGUUGGUAGGUCCUGGCACAGUUUAACAGCACUAGCUGAUCAGUAUUUAGUUCUCUAUGGUGGUUUCAGUCAAAAUAAUGUUGCCUUAAGUGAUUGCUGGUUGUUUGAUACAAAAGCUGAAAUCUGGAUACCAGUAGAAUUGCCUUUUCAAAAACCUCGUUUAUGGCAUUGUGCUUGUCUUAGCAUAUUUAACGAAGUUCUUAUAUAUGGAGGAUGUACAUCAAAUAUCUUGGAUCUUGAUAGAACACCUGAACAAGCUACUGACAUAGUUGAAAUAAGGAUAACUCCCAAAUCACUCUACAGAUUAUCUGUGGACAGAGUCUUACAAUUUCCUCAUUCUUAUAUUCUUAAUCAUCCACUUCCACGUAACGUACUUCACCUACUUCAUCUUCGUUCAGAUUUGUUUAGAAAUAUAGAUGGUUCUUGACAAUUUUUUUUCCCUGUAAAUAGCUAUGGCAAUUCUGUACAGAUCGAAUAGAUCCAAGAAAUUUUUGUGUAUUCAUCUGACAAAUAAGACUUAUCAUCUGUAUGUCCUCAUGAUAAUAAGCAAGUAUAGUGGAGGCCAUUUUUCCGCAGUUUCAUUGUUACAUAAUCAUUUGAAUAGGAAUCAUUUAUGAAUUUGAAGAACAUUGUUAGGAAACUUUUGGAAACUGAAAGUUAAAAUGUAAUAAAUACUGUAACCUUUUGGGAAAAAAAUUUGUAAAUAGUAUUUGAAAAAUCUUAAAUUUAACAUAAACUCUUUCAGUAUGUAGCAUUUGAAAAAGUUUGGUUACUGUUUCAAUUAUUAUUUUUUAGAACAUUUCCUCCUAAAUUUUAAGCAUUUUCUUAGAUAUGCUCUCAAAAACAAUAAGGUAAUUAUUUCACAAUAUACUAUGUUAAUUUCAAUUCAAAAUUAAUUGGAAUAUAUUUUUCUUUCUAUUGUAGUAGAAUAAAGUACUUAUAAAAGUAAAUAUAAAGUCUUUUUUAAUAUCUCAAUUUAUAAUUUUUAUAUUGUAUGUAUGAUGAUUCAUAAAUCUUUCUCUCAUUCCUGAAUGAAAAAUGUAGUAUAUGGAUUGUUGUGCAAUGCAAGUUUAAAAUGUGAAAUAAUUAUAUACAAUAUUAAUUUUAUUUCUGUAAGUUUUGCAUUUCAAAUUAUUGACAUACAUUUAAAAAUUUAUAAUUAUAACCAAUGAACUAUUGGUUUUUAUUCUCAUUUUUUUAAAAUUAUCUGGAAUGUUUUGAAAAUUCUUUUUAACUCAGUAGACUUCUCAGAAAUAUUUUAAAUAUUGUAUUAAGCAAAAGAUUGCUUACUUUUCUUCCCCGUGAUCUGGGCAUCCCGGGUUCAAGUGCCGGUUUGGGCAUAGUUGUUCAUCUGUGAGGUGUGUGAAUGUGCCCUCCUGUAAAAAGGGGUUGUGCAAGCGAAUGUGUGAGUUUCAUUUUCAUAUGAGCUAGAAGUCAAACUUCUGCCCUUGGGUGCUCAGGAGUCUACCCUCAGAAGCUACUGCAUCCCCUUUCGGUGAUAACGUGGACACAUCAUCAGUGCUUACUUUUAUGGAAAUACAUUUUUCUAUACAUUGUGUAGAUUCAUUAAAUAAUUUUGAUUUCUUUGUUUAACUUGUAUAUUUAGUAUUUUCUUGUGUGAUAUUUUCCAAAAUUGUUCAAUUAAUGGACGACUUUUUUUUUGUGGGAAUUCAUAUUUAAAUAUGAAUUUUAAAGUUAUGCUUUCUGUAUUAGUAUUUUGUCCCGAAUUUAGGUGCAAUUUAGACGAAAUAUCUUCAGUCAGCAAAGAAACACCUGGCAUUUUUUUUUUAAAUCCAUGUGAGAACAUGAUGUUGUUUUGCUUAAGUGGUUUGAAGCUCGAAAUCGCGUAGCAAUGAAUAAAGCAUAAAUGGGGCAUUUUAAGCUUUCUCCUGAUGAAGCCCUGAAAGCCCCAUAGUAAUCCUAUGGAUUAAUUAAAGACCCCCCCCCCGCCUCAUGGAGUCAUCUACUAUGCAGGCUCAGAUGGUUUUCGUUAUAUCUGUUAAAUUAUGAGCUAGAGACAUGGUUUUCACCAUAGUAAUCCUACGGGACUAGAGAAGAUCCGCAUCGUGGAGUCAUCUGCUGCGCAUGCGCAGAUGGUUUUCAUUAUCUCCCAAACUAUAUGUUAGAGACAUGGGGUUUUCACUUAGAGGUACCCCGGGGAGUCCUCUAAGCCCCCCAAAAGAAUUUUUUUUGGAUCCAUUGCGCAUGUGCAGUACGGAUUUUGCUUAAUAUUGGGCAAAUCAAUGUCGGAUCGAUACCACAGAGUUAUGUUGGGUCUCGGAAUGUCGAUAUGAACUUUCGGUCAGAACGGAAAACGUUAUAUCUCGGCUUCUAUGCAACAUAGAGACAAGUGCGACCUGUCUAAACACUCCUCUCGAUGAGUAGAGUCGAAUGACGUUGUUACCGAUACUCGGGUCUCGAAAUUUAGAAAUUCGAGUUGCAUUGCAUUUGCUCGUAUCGUUGUAUAGUACUCGACGAAAUGCAAGUAACGAUACGAAUUUCACGCUGCUACUCCAAGUGGUUUGCGAGAUACAGGCUCUCAAAGUUGUAAAAAUUUGAAUUUUCGAGCGAGGUUUUCGACCUCGUUUUUGCACAAAAUCUCCUUACGACUAGCAUCGAUGCACUCUAUUUGAUGUCCUCUAUCGAACGAUACCACAUUUAAGUCGCUUUCGUUAUUAGGAGCCGAAAGAGGGAAAAGAACGCGACGGGGCGGUUUGAAGCUCGAAAUCGCGUAGGCAAUGAAUAAAGCAUAAAUAGGACGCCCUAAACUUUCUCCCAAUGAAGCCCUGCAAAGAAUAAAAAGGAAGGGAACGAAAGAGCAAACAGUGGCCGGGACGAAACCUUCAGAGACAAAACCUUCAAUCAACAAAAACGAAUGAUGAAAAUUUAAAAUUUAGAAGCUGAUCGAAUUGACCAUGAACGUAAAAUAGCUUUACAACGGGAACGAAGAAAGCGUAAACGUAUGCAAUGUGUUGCAGAUUCCCACAAUCUGCAACACACUGCAUAGUUGAGUGUUACGAUUGCACACAGUGUAACGUGUAAAUUUGGAUUCUGAAUUAGAACCAUCAACGUUUAACGCAAAACGUCUUCGUUUUGAUUCGGCCUUUCAAAUAUCGCUUUCUAGCUAUAAGCAAUUCAUCGGGAAAAAAAGAAAAUGUUCUCACAUGAUAACUUGAAAUUUGCGAUAGGAUUCAAUUUUCUCUUUCUUUUAAUUUUUUUUUUCUGAUCACUGAAAUUUACAGAAAUGACAUAUUAGUUACAUCUGUUGAUGGAGGUAUAAUCUCUAUAAACUAUAGUUAUUGCUCAAAAUAUGGGGAUUUAUUGUUAUAUUUUGGCCUUUGAAUAACGUUUAAUAUAAUAUCUACUUUGAAAUAGAACAGUGAAUAUAAUGAUUUUAUUAAAAUUAUGCACUGUUGUAUACUUUUUAAAAUAAUGUUUGGAUUUACUUGUAAUUUAAUUAAUAGGUUACAUUUAGAUGCUCUGGUUGAAUACUUUAUACAAUGCCAUUACUGUGAACUUCCACCUGCAUCAAGUAUUUAAUAUUCUUGGUAUCUUAUCAUUGUGUUCUGUUUUUCUAUAAAUGUAUAAAUAUUAAGGAAUAAAAAGUCAUCAAAGGCAUGCACUUAAUGAUUAACUCAUUCACUGCCAUUUGCAAGAUAUCUCGAGGAAACUGCUGUAAAAUUAAGCUUUAAUUAAUUUCUCUGGCAAUGAAUGGGUGGGUAUCUAAAAGUUUUGCUUUUUUUUGUAACUGCAAAUAAUAUACUUAAAAUUUUAAAAGGAAUUAUGGAUUUAUUUGUUAAAAUCUUUAUUUUUGUUUGCAUUGAAAGGUUAAUUUUAGUCAUUACAUUUAUGUUUCAACUGAUAUUUCAAAUAAUGUUUCAUACAGAAAUAUUAAAUAUCUUGUCUAAUCAUGGCGCGAUAGCUUAUUAAUUAAUUGAAAGAAGUUUGCAUACACUUCCAUUUGAAAAUUGUUUUAGAAAAUAAUAUUUUAUGUUUGCUGCAAUGAAAGUACAACUGAUAAAAAUUAAUUCUAAAUUUCUUUAGUCUCUUGAUCUUAUCCAUCAUUUUUCUUAAAAUAUUCUUGAGACCCUAAAAUUCUAAAUGUACUCUUCUACUAUCAAAACGGACCGAGUUAUGAAGCUAUAAAUUUCACUUUUUAUAGUAUGGAAUCGCAACAUGUUGAUUGGUGAAUUUUCCUUGAAGUUGCCAAUAAAUUGGUUUAGAAUAAUUCUAUUGAAAGGGCAACUUGAUCAGUUUUCUGAAGUAAAUUAAUGCAAUUUUUUAUAUUUUAAAUAUUAUUGUUAAAAAUAUUUAAAUAAAAUGGCACGCGACACAAUAUUUUGGGCACACCGCCUAUCUAAAUGGUUUGCAUUUUAGUUCAUAAUAACGAAGCUCACGAUGAAGCAUAGGGGUAGUCCGGCGUCCUGGCAUAGGGGUAGCGCGUCUUCCCCGUGAUCUGGGCGUCCCGGUUUGGGCAUGGUUGUUCGUCCGUUUUUCUAUCUGUGAAAUGUGUGAAUAUGCCCUCCUGUAAAAAGGGCUUGUGCAAGCGAAUGAGUGAUGCGUGAGUAGCAAAGUCGUACUUUUGGCCCUAGUUGGCGCUACUAUAAAAACAAGAGACGCUCGAUUCUUGAAUUUCACUACAUGAUUCACUAAAAAUCCUUGUGUGCUAAGAGUGGUUUAACAUCUCUUGAUAACAUAAUGGAGUUAGUCACAAAAAUAGACAAUCUCAUAUCGUCGCAGGUUUUAAAUAAGCGAAAGUUUAGUGCUUUGUUGAAUGAAGUCAUUUCAGUAUAUAAUGACUUAAUAAAUCAACAAUAAUAAUUUUCGCUGGUUGAGCAGCGGGAACCUGUUUCAAAGAUUUGUUGACUGCUUGGAAGAAAUGAGACUGUUUCUGCAAAAUCAUAGGGAUAUUGAACAAUACCCACAAUUGUUGGAUGUUAUGUGUCUUUCAAAAUUGAUGUUUUUUACAGCCAACAUUUCGAUGAAUUGAACAUAAGGCUUCAAGUCAUAAAUAAAACAAUUGUAGUCAUGGUGGAUCUCAUUCGCGCUUUUGACGCUAAAUUGUAUGUUUUCAGAAACGAUAUUAUUACAAGGACUUCACUAAUUUGGUUUAUAUAUAUAUAAUAUGUGUGUGUGUGUAAUGAAUUUCGAAUCCUGUCGGCUGAAUGAUAUGUAAUAUUAUUUUGUUGACAGCAGACGGCAGGUUUAAAGACAUAGACGAGACUUUGUAUUUUUAAUUUUGUUUUAUUCUUCUUAAUAUCCAUCUCGGGAAAGCAAUUUAUUUACAAGCAGACGCAUCGCGGCACAAAAGCAGAAGAAAAUAAGCGCGAAACAAAUGAUCACUAGUCUUAUAUAACACUAUUUCCGGCCACGCGCCGAUGGAAUACAUGUUUUGACCUUUGAUAAGGGCAAAAGUAUCACUUUCAUUUGAUACGUAGUACUGAUGGUGCAUUAUUUUUACAAAGGAAUUAAUUAAACCGAAAGUGGAAUUAGAUCACGAAAUAAGAGAAUAUUUUUAGAAUGAAGUUACUAUGGGCUAAAUUAAAAUAAAGUUUUGGAAAUUAAUUUGGUUAACUUAAGAGUUUAAAAUAUCAUUACUUAUAUAUCUCAAAGAAUUAGAUGUGCAUGAGAAACUAGACGAAGAAAAAGUUACUGAAGAAUUUAUUUCCGUAAUUGAUUCUUCAAUCAAGGAAGAUUUCAGAGAUUUUUUUUCAGUUCAAGGAAUUAUCGGAAACGCUCAAGUUUGUUAUGUACCCUGAUGUGACUUCAUUUGAUAAACUAAACUUUUCCCAAUUCGAUUAGAAUUUGAAAUGCAGCUAAUUGAUUUCCAGUCUAGUUCAAUAUGGAUUCAAAAAUUUAUUAAAACAAGGAAAAAGUUGGAAUUGAUUCAAACAGAAAGAUUAACAAGAAAUAUAAGUAAAAAGGCCAGUAACAAAAUUUUGGAAAUAUGGGAUUCGAUUCAAACAUUUAACUGUUUGAAGAAACUGACUCAUGCUAUUUUAACGAUAUUUUCAUCUACUUAUGCCUGCGAAUCGUUUUCAGAGAUAAAUAACAUUGAUGUCACGCUUAGAAACUGUUUGGCAGAUGACUCCAAUUCAGCAUGCAUUCUGCUAAAAGCAACAUCUUACAAUUCUAAUAUAAGUUAUUGGUCAUUUAAUCUGCAACAACAAAAGUCAUACUAAUGCUACUUUAAUUUGAAUUACACUUUACUAAAACAUUUACUACUAUGCAGUGUGGCACGUCUGUACCUCAUUAAACAUUUCUGUAGA
Messenger RNA from Argiope bruennichi, 7225 nucleotides. Its product is annotated as kelch domain-containing protein 2-like. Gene Ontology annotation, molecular function: protein binding. The transcript is spliced from 10 exons. Bases 229 to 1383 code for a protein of 384 amino acids. NCBI's taxonomy places the organism in Eukaryota, Metazoa, Arthropoda, Arachnida, Araneae, Araneidae. The record is from RefSeq and is a predicted model, not a curated record.